UGAUUUUAUGGUAUAUGAAGACAGCUUGGUUUGUAAUCAAAAUGAACAUAAACCACAACGUUUUCUGACUUUUUCCAUUUCUAGCAUUUUCUAACAUCACAUUUGCUCUAGGCUUUCAAUAAACAUAUUCUUCCUGACCGCUUCUGAAAUUCUGAGGUUAAGAGGAAUAAGGAAAGAUAUAAUUAGCUUUUUCUUUCCCUUCAAUUCAACUUGGGCAGCUGUUUGUGACUUAUUACAGAGUUUUGACUUAAAAAUCCUCUUACAACCACAAGCCAGAUGAGAGGGAAAAAAAAAAAAAAAAAAAAAACCCAACCUACCUUACCUUUUCAACAAACAGGGAGGAGCAAAAGAUCAGGGAUCUUUUAUGAUAAAACCUACCAGACUCUGACAAUCUUACAAAAGAGAAACCUUAAUGAAUUUCAGAAUUUCUUUUGUGUUGAAUCUCAGAGCUGCUUUUACUUUUACUGGAUUCCAAAUGAGAGUAUACAUUUUUCUUUGUUUGAUGUGCUGGGCAAGAUCUGAGAAUAAAAGACCAUGCCUUGAAUUCUCUCAGCUAAACAUAUUGCAUUCCAUCAAAGAUUUGUUUUCUCCCCAAAUGGACAUUGUUUUGAUGAUGUAUACAAGAAACAACCCUUCCUGUGCUGAGCCACUGUUUGAGCAGAAUAACUCACUUAAUGUUAAUUUCAAUACAAGCAAGAAAACAGUCUGGAUUAUUCAUGGAUACAGACCAAUGGGCUCCACUCCUAAAUGGCUUCAGAACUUUCUAAAGGUUUUGUUGAAUCACGAGGAUCUGAAUGUAAUUGUAGUAGACUGGAACCGGGGUGCUACAACUUUUAUUUACCACAGAGCAGUUAAAAACAUCAGAAAAGUUGCUGCUACUUUGGGUACAUACAUUCAGAUUCUUUUGAACCAUGGAGCGACUCUUGAUAAUUUUCAUUUCAUAGGUAUGAGCUUAGGGGCUCAUGUGAGUGGAUUUGUUGGAAAGAUAUUUCAAGGUCAACUUGGAAGAAUAACAGGUCUUGACCCAGCUGGGCCAAAGUUCUCUGGACAGCCAUGUGAUCUCAGAUUAGAUUACACUGAUGCAAAGUUUGUGGAUGUCAUCCAUUCUGAUAUCAAUGGUUUAGGCAUUAAUGAACCUUUGGGACAUAUAGAUUUUUAUGCAAAUGGAGGAAAAAAGCAACCUGGCUGUCCCAAAUCCAUUUUUUCAGGUGUUGCAUUUAUUAAAUGCAGUCACCAGAGAGCCGUUUACUUGUUCAUGGCAUCUUUGGAAACAACCUGCAAUUUUAUUUCAUUUCCUUGUCCUUCAUACAAAAAUUUCCAUGCUGGUUCAUGUGUGGACUGUGACGACUUCAAGGAAAAAUCAUGUCCUAGGCUAGGUUAUCAAGCUGAGCUAUGGAAAGAUGUUUUAAAAGAAAGAAAAGAAAAAAGAUUUCUUAGGACCACUGUGUUUUUGGAUACUACUGGCACAAAACCAUUCUGCAGCUAUUAUUUUGUUCUCAGUAUAACUGUUCUGGAUAACAAUAUGAAAAAUGGCUGUAUUACAUUUAAAUUAUUAAACCAGCUUGGAAUGGUUGAAGAGUCAAGGGUCUAUGAGAAGAACAGAUCAUUUUAUCAACUUCAAGAAGUCAAGAUUCUUGCUCAGUUUUCAAAUGAUGUUGUAAAUAUUUCAGGCAUUGGUUUGGGAUAUUUUCAGAGCUCAAAUUGGCAAUGUUUCCAAUGUAAUUACAACAUCCACCGUGUCAUGGUACAAUCACUUACCUAUCCAGAAAGGGAACUAGCACACAUGGAAGGGAUUUUUUAGGUGCAUGUUUUGUAUGAUGUAUACCAUUUAAAGGAAAAUUCUUAUGUACCAAGGAAAGAUGACUUCUUUGAAGAGACCACCACUUUGCAUAUAUAAUUUUGUUCUUAAAGGAAAUGAGGAAUUAUUUCUCAAUCCAAGCACAUGCACAUCAGGAUUUGGUUUGUGAUUAAAGAACUUGUAAAUGGGGACAAUGUAAUCAGCAUUUCUUUAUGAAGGCAUUGUUCAAUCUGGGAUUCACAUAUUUCUACUUCCUGAAUAAAUUUUAAAAAUAAAAAAAUAUAGAAAAAUGUUAAAAUGCAUAUAGUAAAGCAUUCUGAAUAUAUUCUAAAAGCUGUUUAUCUCUGUUUACCUCAAUCAAAUGUUUAUCAUUAAAUGUUUCCCUUAAUUACUUAAUAGAUAAUAUGUCUUUAGAAAAAAGAGAAGCCUAUUGUUUUAAUACACUGUCUAAACUAUCAUUUUCUACUUGUCAAACUGCAGUCAUAAAAGAAGUAUUUUUAAUUGUAAAUUUGUCACUUGGAGAAGUCUCUUGGAUUAAUGUAAAUUUGGUAAACAUAAAUACACCUUGUGUUUAGUGAUCUAUUUGGCAUUUAGAGAUAUAUUUGAUUUAUUUGGCACUGUAAAUAAAUUUAUUUCUAUGGAGCACA
Molecule: messenger RNA, 2445 nt
Organism: Leopardus geoffroyi (Geoffroy's cat)
Lineage: Eukaryota; Metazoa; Chordata; Mammalia; Carnivora; Felidae
Gene: LIPI
Product: lipase I
Exons: 11
Coding region: 413-1801 (462 amino acids)
Biological process (GO): lipid metabolic process
Molecular function (GO): lipase activity; carboxylic ester hydrolase activity
Source: RefSeq, a predicted model, not a curated record